Molecule: messenger RNA, 469 nt
Organism: Sinocyclocheilus rhinocerous
Lineage: Eukaryota; Metazoa; Chordata; Actinopteri; Cypriniformes; Cyprinidae
Product: centromere protein X-like
Exons: 5
Coding region: 125-370 (81 amino acids)
Biological process (GO): DNA repair; replication fork processing; resolution of meiotic recombination intermediates
Cellular component (GO): Fanconi anaemia nuclear complex; FANCM-MHF complex
Molecular function (GO): protein heterodimerization activity
Source: RefSeq, a predicted model, not a curated record
UGAUUCCAGCAGUGUCGUUACUGGAGGCUUUAUGACAACAGCGUGAUAGAAUGGCGAACGCGGGUGGCGGUAAUGCACCUAUUUGCGUUGGUGCCAGCCGCCGUUAAAAACCAAGAAGAAGAAGAUGGCGAACGCGGGAAAUGAAAUCGUGUUUAAAAAGGAAACUGUUGCCAAACUUUUGACACGCUCUUUUAAGGAGGAUAAAACCAAAGUCAGCAGUGAUGCUGUCAUACUUGUAGCAGAGAUGCUGAAAGUAUUUGUUGAAGAGGCGACACGCAGAGCUGUUAAACAGGCCGACAGUGAGGACUGUGACAAUAUUGAUAUUGAGCACUUUGAAAAGAUUCUGCCACAAUUGCUUCUUGACUUUUAAUUUUGCUGAGGAGCCAGUAGAUGGCGACGUAACCCAGUUCUGCUGGGCCUGAAGAUCCUGGACUUCACUUUGCAUAUUCGCACAAGCUUCAAUCUUAUU